AUGAAUAAAUAGGAGAAACGAAAAUUACCUAAUCAUUUAUAAUAUGACACAGUAAGUCCUGCAACAAAAUUAUUAGAGAAGAGAAGAAAGAUGUAUGAAGUGCAUGAAGCAUUUGAAGCAUAAAGAGAGGAAUUCAAAAAGUAAAUAAUUUAUAAGAUAAUUAAAUUUUAGACAAGAAGAUAAAUUUAAGUAGGAGGAGGAAAAGAUUCGUUAAAAGGAUAUGGAAAUACAAGAGUCAUUAAUUAAGUUUUGCAAAUUUUUAUAAGAUAAUGAAGCAAAAAAGAAAAGAGCUGAAGGUAGAUUAGAGGAGGAAAGAAAAUAAAAAAUAUAAAAAGAAAAAGAAAUUUAAGAUUUAAAUGGAUAAUUAUAGGAAUUAGAAAAAAAAUAAUAAAAAUUAGAGAAAAAGGGUAUGUUUAGGUUAUUAUCAAAACAGUUACUUCAAUGAAAAAAUAUGAAGAAUAUUUAGAUAGUGUUGCAAAAUAAUAUCCAGAAUAAUAUCAUGAUAUGGCAUCAAUAUUAGAGAGACAUAGUACACUAUCAAGUUAGAAUUCUAAAUUGGUAGAAGAACAUUAAGCUAUGGAAAAAGAAUAUGAAAAAUUGAAAUAUGAAUCAACUCAAUAUGAAAAGGACAAAAAUCAUGAAAUUCUUUAAUUAAAUAAUGAUAUUAAAGAAUUAUAAAAAAAAUUAGAAGAAAAGAUUGCAGAGAGAAAUUAAUUAUAAUAAUUGGUUGAAGCAUCAGCAAAUGAAGCUUCAUCAAAAAAUUUGAGUUUGGGAAGAAUUUUAAUGGCUAUAGAUAAUUUAUUUAAUCGAUGUUAAGAAGGAACAUAAAAGAUUAAACAUGAAUUAGAAGAAACAAAAUAAGAAAAUAAUAAAAAAGAUGAUAAGAAGGCAAAGAAAGAGGAAAAUAAGAAGUAGUAAAAUAAAGAUGAAAAUUAAGAAGAAGAAGAAGAUAAUUAUGAAGUGAAAAGUUAAUAGGCUAUGUCGAAAUUAAAAAUAAUAUCUCUAUAUUUAAAUGACUUUAAGAAAAUUAUUUAAGGAUGUAAAGAAGAUUAUAAAAAAGCAUAAAAUAAAUGA
This is a messenger RNA of Paramecium sonneborni, 1074 nucleotides long. Lineage: Eukaryota; Ciliophora; Oligohymenophorea; Peniculida; Parameciidae. The record is from the annotation of a GenBank genome assembly.